This is a messenger RNA of Fusarium musae, 408 nucleotides long. RefSeq lists its product as uncharacterized. Lineage: Eukaryota; Fungi; Ascomycota; Sordariomycetes; Hypocreales; Nectriaceae. The transcript has 3 exons. Bases 1 to 408 code for a protein of 135 amino acids. The record is from RefSeq and is a predicted model, not a curated record.
AUGAGCGGAUCAAAAGAUGACAUUUUGACGCAAUACGACGCAGAUAACAUUAGUAAUGACUUACUUAAGCACCUGAAGUUCCUGAACGGCAAGUCAGUGUCCGCAGCAGCCGCCAGUAUAGACACGAUCUUCUCAAAAGAACAAAUCAUGAGAUACAGUCUUAUCAUUCUCGCUGGCAUUGCUGCAGUCCAAGCCGCUGUUGCAGCACCCCCAGUAGACGGCCAUCUUUCGGCUCGCGAUCGUACAGUUGCUCGUGCUGAGCUGAACAGCCCCGGUGGAAAGGAUUGGAAACGUGCUGAGGUGGACAGCCCCGGUGGAAAGGAUUGGAAACGUGCUGAGGUGGAAAGCCCCGGUGGAAAGGAUUGGAAACGUGCUGAGGUGGAAAGCCCCGGUGGAAAGGACUGGUAA